GGCCUAUAUAACUAUUUCGUAAUUUUCAUACAUAUUUAGUAGGUGACUGGUGAAGGAAGAUAUUUAUGGAAGAAGAAAAUGGAGUAUAUCUACGUUUUAAUACUUGCAGUCAUAAACCCAGUAAUUUGUUAUUACUUUUAUAAUCCUGCAACACAUCAAUUGUUUGUAAGUUCAUCGUUGGACAAUAUCCCAGGAGGAUACAAACUAAUACCACCUCCUCGAAGUCACACCAGAAGAAGGUCAAGACUGGCAAUAGGUUACUGUGGCGAUGGAGGUUUUACUUGCAGUACACCUUACGCAAAAGCUCUGACGUUUCAAUUUGAAUGUUCAAGUGAUGAUAACUGCCCGUCAAGCUACAAAUGUUGCUCUCAAAAAUGCUUCCUUCAUAAAGUUUGCAUCAAAGCUGAAUCAUCUAAUUCAUCUAAUAUUUCCGAUAGAAACAAGAAAAACUAUAACUAUGAGCGUCCAGGUCAGUGUGACAAGUGGACGUACGACUGCCAAGUUCCAUACCAUUAUUCGAUGACUUAUCGUUUUAAAUGCAACCAAGAUAGCCAGUGUCCAGGUAACUUUAAAUGCUGUCAACAGAAUUGCUUUGUGCAUAAAAUCUGUUCUAAAAUAGUUGCGAAUGGAAAAAAGACACCAGAGAAGAUAGUGCCUGCAGAGAAAACUGAAACACAACAAACGAAUGAAAUUACGACUGAAAUUAAUCCAGAAGAGUUAACUGAAGUAAGAUCUUAUUUUACAACAACUACGGAAAAAGAAGACGAAGAAACCAUAGAAAGUACGACUUCAACAACUACUACAGAAGCUACAACAGUAACAGAGGAAGAAGCAGAGGAGGAAGUUUAUACUUAUGAAGACUCUGAUAACGCAGAAACUACAACCGAAUAUGACGUAGAAACACUUACAAUUGAAAAUAACCUGACAACUGAACAAGUAACAGAAAUUGUUGUAGAAGAAACUACAGGAGCUGAAUUAAAUACCACAGUCGCUAAAAUCUCCCUGCGAAAAGUAACAAUUGACCCGAUACGGACUACUUUAGAUACUAAUGCAAUUGAUCCAAAUUACGUUGAAAAAUUCUAUGACUACGACAAUGACACCACUACAGAGAAUGACGCGUAUGAAUAUGAAGAAUAUGAUGAUUACGAGGAUGAAACUGGUGAUAAUUAAAUAGACAUUAAUUUCAAUUCGCUCACAGCAGAACAACAAAAAAAUUAUAAUCUAUGUCGUUAAUUUUCAUGAAAAUUAAAAUAAUUAAUACUUCAAUUACAAUGUUACAUUAUGUUGAAAGUAAUAAACGUACAUAGAUAUAGAUAUAUUAAGAAAGUAAAUAAGUUGUUUCAUCAAAUAAAGAAGUGGAUACGAAUUUAAA
Molecule: messenger RNA, 1372 nt
Organism: Anoplophora glabripennis (Asian longhorned beetle)
Lineage: Eukaryota; Metazoa; Arthropoda; Insecta; Coleoptera; Cerambycidae
Exons: 3
Coding region: 79-1170 (363 amino acids)
Cellular component (GO): extracellular region
Molecular function (GO): peptidase inhibitor activity
Source: RefSeq, a predicted model, not a curated record